AUUCCAGUGCCUUUGAGGGCUGAGGAAACAAAUGGCACUACUUCUAAACAAUCUGAAACAAAACAUAACUUGCUUCAUAUUAGUCUUAUUGGAGUGUAAGCGAGACUUCGUAAUGUAGAAUUGCAAUUCAAAACCGGCGCACGUGGUUUAUAAAUUCCAAGCGAGGAGUUGGUUAUGUCUGUUUUCCGACGGUCCCUGAAUCAGCAAGCUGUUAAUGGUGCGGCUCCAGAGUGAAUGGUUUCUCGGUUUCAACAUAGCUUUUACGCCCACGAUACGUUAUUUUGAACUCAACACAAGAUCUAUGUAACGUCGAGUGAUCGUUACGGCUGGUUGAUAUCAGCCUAACAUCACCACCGUUUCCAAAUCAUCAUAUAAUAGCGUAAGGUUAUGUUAGCUAGCUACUUAGCUAGCUAACUAGCUAGCAAUUUACUAGCAUUUUCGUUGUUUGGGUCAUCCAUGAAUGGAUUGGAUCCGGUAUUUUCCUCUUUACGUUAAUAUUGUUAAGAGUAUUUUUGCUUCAAAAUGGACCUUAAUUUUUAUUCUGGACUUUCUGACGGCUGCGCUCAAAAUGUUGAGCCUGAGUUUUUGGACAGCCAAGCAUAUGGUGGAUAUACGGAGGGACAUAAGUUUUCAGAGGGCGGUGAUAGUUAUCUCACCAUAGGUGGCAGUGCUCAUCACUUUUUGCCCGCUGAGCAGACUUUCCACACCCCCAGUCUUGGAGAUGAAGUUUUUGAGAUUCCCCCAAUUUCACUUGACCCAGACACAUCCCUCAGUAUUUCUGACGCUGUGUCCCACUUUGAGUUGUCCGACGGGUCAGAUGCCACUGUGGGACCUUCGGGUUCUCGUAGCCUCGUUAGCAACCUGGUGGUGGAAGCUAAUGAUCCAUCUUUUGCGUCUCCCUUCGUGAACACCGGCUCCCAAGGCUUGGAGCAUCUUAACAUGGGGGCCAUGGCUCAGGCGAACGGAGGAGCCCUGCUCAGCUCUUCGUCAUUGGAGUUGGGCAACAGCAGUGGUUCCCAUUUCAGCAGCUCGUCCCCGAUGACCAUUGAUGUUCAACUUGCCGACAUUGCUCAUGGUCUUUUGGGAAGCGGUCAGCUCUCUACCAUAAACCAGACAGAGCUGGCGCUGGGUCUAGGAGAAGAAUGUGUAGGACCUCCCGCUGGUACCUCAGAACCGCCACUUUCUGCAACACCUUCACCAGCUGCCUCCUUACAAGAUGAGGACCUGGAUGACUUCAAGAGGAGUGUGCUGGUAGACCCCCCCAUGUCUUUGUCCUCAUCCUUGGUCCUCUCCCAUCCAGCUGUCCAAUCCUCUGUCUCCCUCGUGACAGCGAAAAGGACCACAUCAGCUCCAGUCUCCAAAAUAGGCCGGCCCAAGAAAGACCCCAAUGAACCGCAAAAGCCAGUUUCUGCAUAUGCUCUGUUCUUUAAAGACACCCAGGCUGCCAUCAAGGGCCAAAAUCCAAACGCUUCUUUUGGAGAGGUGUCAAAAAUUGUGGCUUCUAUGUGGGACAGUCUGGCUGAGGAACAGAAACAGGUGUAUAAAAAAAAGACUGAUACUGCUAAUAGGGAGUAUUUAAAAGCUCUGGCAGCUUAUCGAGCCAAUCAACUGUCACAGCCCACUUGUGAUGAGGUAAAGACCACACCUUCCCCAUCUCUACCUGAUGUCAGCGUACCUGUUAGUCAUCAGUUUGUCCGUCCAGCAAAUAACCUCCAAGAAAACACCAUCACCAAUAUUUGUGCCUCAAACAUAAUUCUGGAUAUCCCCGAGAGGGCAACGCGUUCCCGCACGGGCGCAAACAAACCAGCUCAAGUCCCAGCACCCACGGUCCCAUCGGCCCAGACCGUAACCAAGACAUCCCAGACUGUCACCAAGAUCCUGAUCCCAAAACACAUGCUUCAGACAGGGGGCCAGUUUGUCACUCUGCUGCCCGGUGGCCUCCAUACCUUGCAACCCACCCUCGUAGUGUCCGGCAGCCCUCGCCAGCCGCCUCCCCUGCAGCAGAUGCAGAAUGCGCCGCCGCCGCCACCGCUCCAACAGAUGGCGCCAGCGCCGCCGCGGUUGCUACAGGCCAAGCCUCGUGAGGGAGGAAGCGCGGCGGGACUCCCUGUGUCAGUCACUGCUGCCCCUCCGCCUCCGCUUCAGAUAAAAAUAGUUCCCUCCUCUUUGCAGAGAAAAGACAUUGUUCCCAUCAUCAUCCCAGCCACUGCCACAGUGGCGUCAACACCGUCUGCUUCCACACUUGCGGCAGCAGUGCAGGUGGUGAAUUCAGCAGAGUCAGCAGGUCAGCAUGAUGUGGAGGUCAUCUCAGAAGUGCUUCCUUCUGAAGAGGGUGAGAUGGAGGUGAACGAGUCAUGCGAGGACACGUCUGUGCAGUGCAUGUGCGUGAGGUCCGGCUGCACAAACCCAGCGGUGGAGAGCCAAGACUGGGACAAAGAAUACUGCAGCAAUGAGUGUGUGGCCUCUCACUGCAGUGAUAUUUUCAAAGCGUGGUGCUCUAUUAGGAACCAGACCAUUGGAACGGUGAAAUAAAUCCCGUUAUCGACUGUCAUCAUACUGCACCGUGGACUUUGUGACUGUUGAGGAUUAUUCAAGAAGACUAGCAUUUUUGGGGUGCUCUUUAAACUCCUGAAUAUAUAAAAAAAAAAUAUAUAUAUAUUCAUCCAUCCUUUUAGUGAGCCAGCAGGAGUUCUUUAAUGCAUCCAGUGUUGUUCAACACAAAUCUUUGUGUGGCCUCCAAUGAUGUCUUGAAAAAACCAAAUGUUUAAGUCUUGUGCUCUUAAAAAAAAUGCAUUUGGGUUUCUGUAGUAAGUUUAUUAGUAUUAGUUUAUUCACUUGCCUGACUUCAGUGCGGGUUUAGUUGUGUGUGUGUGAGUGGUUGUCUGAAUGUUGUGUGUAUGCGCCUUGUGAUUUUGACUGGUGACCAGUCCUGGAUGUAGUCCGGUCACUGCCUAAAGCCAGCUGCCACAUGUGUUAAGUAUGGCGUAAGAUAGAAAAUGGAUAGAGUUUAAUGAACAGAUGACUCUCUGAUGUAUUAUGUUUUUGAUUUUGUGUUUUGUACAUAAAACAAGAGACCUUACAAUUCUGUUGUUCAUUAGUUAGCUGAAAAUGUUUUACUUGGUUUGAAUGAAGAAGCUUCACUGUGCUGUUAGUACAGUUUUUACAUUCAUUGUAACCUCAACAUUUCUGUAAUGUUAAACCGUACUUGCUCAGUGAAUAAAUGUAGAAACUAUCUUUUGAAA
Syngnathoides biaculeatus (alligator pipefish) is the source of this 3242-nucleotide messenger RNA. RefSeq names its product TOX high mobility group box family member 4 a (gene tox4a). Gene Ontology annotation, biological process: regulation of transcription by RNA polymerase II. Gene Ontology annotation, molecular function: chromatin DNA binding. The transcript has 9 exons. The record is from RefSeq and is a predicted model, not a curated record. The coding region runs from base 523 to 2532 and encodes 669 amino acids. Gene Ontology annotation, cellular component: nucleus. NCBI's taxonomy places the organism in Eukaryota, Metazoa, Chordata, Actinopteri, Syngnathiformes, Syngnathidae.